Molecule: messenger RNA, 1361 nt
Organism: Solea senegalensis (Senegalese sole)
Lineage: Eukaryota; Metazoa; Chordata; Actinopteri; Pleuronectiformes; Soleidae
Gene: ptn
Product: pleiotrophin
Exons: 5
Coding region: 305-790 (161 amino acids)
Molecular function (GO): growth factor activity
Source: RefSeq, a predicted model, not a curated record
CAGGAAACCCGGGCAUUCAACACCCAACCCAUCACCCUCCCCUCAUCCCAUGCAACACUCCAAAAAAAAAAAGAAGGAAAGAAAGAAGACAACACACACAGCAGCAGCAGCUCUCGUACACUCGGCUCACAAAGAGAAAUAGCAUUGAAGCAGCAGCAUCAGCAGCAGCAGCAGCAGCAUCAGCAGCAGCAGCAGCAGCAUCAGCAGCAGCAGCAGCAGCGGGGCAGAGGUGCACAUGAGAAAAGUCUCGAGAAACUACGGCGUCAAGCUCUGAUAUACAACGACCAGACCUCGCAACAUAAAAAUGAAUGGACAGAAGCAGUGGACGACGGCGGCGGUGACGGUGCUGCUGGUGCUAACGGUGAUGGCCGCCGAAGGAGGGAAAGUGGAGAAACAAGGAAAGAAGGAGCGCAAGUCCGACUGUGGGGAGUGGCAGUGGAGCGUGUGCGUGGCCAACGAGGGGGACUGCGGACUCGGCACCAGGGAAGGGACGCGCACCGGCACCGACUGCAAGCAGACCAUCAAGACCCAGCGCUGCAAGAUCCCCUGCAACUGGAAGAAGAAGUUUGGAGGCGAGUGCAAGUACGACUUCCAGGAGUGGGGGGAGUGUGAUCUGGCGACGGGCAAGAAGAACAGGACGGGAGUCCUGAAACGGGCGCUCAUGGACGCGACCUGCGCCGCCACCGUCACCGCCACCAAACCCUGUGGAAAAAUCCCCAAGACCAAGCUGCAAGAUGCAAAGAAGCAAAAGAAGGAAGGCAAGAAGCGAGAGCGCACCCAAAUGGACUGAUGAGAAAAAGAAGAAAGUGCCCUGUUUUAACAAGGUUCCUCUUCACGUGUCCUGUAGGUUGAACGGUAGGAGCCACUAGAGCUUUGACACAAACCAGUGGAGAGCGACGACUUUUAGCAACAACAACAACAACAACAACGUUUUACCUUUUUUCUUCUUUAUAUCGCCUGAUUUGUACGUUUGCCGUAUAGAAGACUUCUAACGCUAGUGUUCUCACCUCGUGUUAUUUCUCUAUUUCUGCGUCUUUUCUUCUGCAGAACAAAUUGGAUGAGGAUUUGUUUCACAGAUGCAGAUACUAACUGUAAUUUGGAGAUUUAUUUACGGUCGGUCCGUAAUGAGGCGGAUUGUGAAAAGUGAAGCUUUAAAAAACAUCUUCACUUCAUUAAUUAGGGCUUAAAAAUAAAGCUGUGCGUUUGCUGUCUUUCAAGUGGUUCGAGUAACUGUAGCUCUUUCCCCCUCUGUAUAACAUAUGUAUAUUUUUUAAUUUUAAUAAGAACCGGCAAAAACACAUGUUAGUUUUAUCCGGAGGCUGCAUGAAAAAUAGCUUCUCUAACGUGUGUGUGUGUGUGUG